Messenger RNA from Scomber scombrus (Atlantic mackerel), 3315 nucleotides. Its product is annotated as basement membrane-specific heparan sulfate proteoglycan core protein-like. The record is from RefSeq and is a predicted model, not a curated record. Gene Ontology annotation, biological process: cell surface receptor signaling pathway. The transcript has 18 exons. Bases 1 to 3234 code for a protein of 1077 amino acids. Gene Ontology annotation, molecular function: transmembrane signaling receptor activity. Lineage: Eukaryota; Metazoa; Chordata; Actinopteri; Scombriformes; Scombridae.
AUGAAGCUCGCCAUCAACCAGCUCAGUGAACUCUGGGUUUUCCUAUCCAUGAAUGAAGCACAUGUGCUACUGUUUGAGGGAGACGUAGUGACUCUGCGCUGUAAGCCUCGUCCUCCUGGAUAUGAGAAGAAAGUCACUUUCUACAGAGAUGGAUCGCCUCUUGAAAUGGACAGAAACCAUCAAUCCCAUAUAAUAUCAGACACUGCUGUAGAAAUGAUUUAUUCAGUGUCAGUGUCAGACAGCGGUGCUUAUAAGUGUAAGUUUGAUGGAGGAGGAGAAUCAGAAAAGAGACAACUACAAGUGGAAGGUAGACGCAGGAUUACACUGACAGCAGACAGUUACACCAUACGAGGACAGCAGAGUGUGACUCUGACCUGCUAUGUGGAGGACUCUGCUGGCUGGAAAUAUCAGUGGUUCAGACAAACCUCAACAGAUUCUGGAAAAGUUCUUCAGACAGCAAACGUUGGUGAAUCAGACAGACUCAGGAUCUCACAGGGAGGCAUUUACACCUGCAGAGGAUGGAGAAGUGACCCAGAUGCCGUCACACCUGAAAGUAAUGCAGUCACUAUUCAGGAAACUGUUAAGGCUGUUGUGACUCUGCAACCCAACGGUCCUCUGAUAUACAGUGGUGAGACAAUCACUGUCAGAUGUGAGAUAGAGAGAGGUGGAAACACUGGAUGGGAAUAUGAAUGGAGUGAAAACAAUGUGGUCUCACCUCAGAAAGAUAAAGAAUAUAGAAUCAGUGCUUCUUCAUCCAGUUAUAUAAUCUUCAUGUGUAAGGGUAGAAGAGAUUUCUAUUUCUCAACAGAGUGGAGUGAAACCGUCACACUGAGACGAUCAUUGAAUAAAGCCGAGCCGACACUGACAGCAGACAGCUACAUCAUACCAGUAGGAGGCAGUGUGACACUGACCUGCUCUGUGGAUUCCUCUGCUGAUUGGAAAUACUACUGGUUUAGACGUGACUCAGGUUCUUCUGCUCUUCAGUCCAUAACAAAUGUUAAACCAGUUAACAAGGUCUCAGAAGGAGGCAUCUAUCAGUGCAGAGCAGGAAGAGGAGACCCAGAGAUCUUCACAGAGGACAGCAGAGCAGUCACUGUUUGGAAACAUGUUUCCAACAAGGCUGUUGUGACUCUGCAACCCAACGGUCCUCUGAUAUACAGUGGUGAGACAAUCACUGUCAGAUGUGAGAUAGGAGGUGGAAACACUCGAUGGGAAUAUGAAUGGAGCAGAAACAACAUGGACAUAUCUCACAAAGAUAAUGAAUACAAGAUUAUCAGAGCUUCUGUUUCCCACAGUGGAAACUACAGGUGUAAAGGUAGAAAGGACUCAUAUUCCUCAACAGAGUGGAGUGAUGUCUUCACAUUGACAGUAUCAUCAAAUAAACCCAAACCCACACUGACAGCAGACAAAACCAUCACACCAGUAGGAGGCAGUGUGACACUGACCUGCUCUGUGGACGGUUCUGCUGACUGGAAAUACGACUGGUUCAGACAAACCUCUGAGUCUUCUGCACCUCAACUCAUAAGAAAUGUUAACCUGAACAGAGUCAUAAGUGUUUAUCAAGGAGGCAUCUACUACUGCAGAGGAGGAAGAGGAGGAGGAAGAGGAGACUCAGUCUUCUACACAGAGGACAGCAACACAGUCACUAUUCAGGAAACUGUCCCAAAUAAGGCUGCUGUUGUGACUCUUCAACCCAACUGGACUGAGAUAUACAGCGGAGAGACGAUCAUGCUGAGAUGUGAGAUCCAUGAUGGAGACACAGAGUGGGAGUAUGAAUGGAAGAGUCCCCGUUACACAUCUACAAAUAACAAUGAAUACAUGAUUAGCAAAGCUUCCUCAUACGACAGUGGAAACUACAGCUGUAGAGGCAAAAAGAAAAAUGCACAACAUGUUUCAGAGUGGAGUGCUGACAUCAAAUUGACAGUAUCUUAUAAUAAACCAGCACCUGUCCUCACUGUGUCUCCAUUAUGGCUGAGUCCUGGAGACUCAGUAACUCUGAGCUGUGAGGUUGAACAUCCAUCUGCAGGAUGGAGGUUUUACUGGUAUAAGACUGUUCCCAAACUAUCAGACAACUCCUACAUCUAUGAGCUGCUACCUGGUAGCAUCAAUGGGAUUGUGCAGAAUAUCUACACUGUUAACGGGUCGACACACACAGCAGGAUAUAAGUGUAGAGCUGGAAGAGGAGACCCAGUGUAUUACACUCGAUACAGCAAACCUGGGUUUGUUUGGUCUGGAGAUGUUCAUUCAGCAGUGACUCUCAAAGUGAGUCCUGACAGAGUGCAGCACUUCACCUCUGACUCUGUCUCACUGAGCUGUGAAGGAAACUUUACUAAGUGCAGAGUGAGGAGGUUUUCUGAGGACUACUCAGACUGUUAUAAGUGGAGGUCCAUAACUGGAUCCACAUGCAACAUCAAGAGAUAUCAGCAGAGUGAUGCAGUGUACUGGUGUGAGUCUGGAUCAGGAGAGUUCAGCAAUACAGUCAACAUCACUAUACAGAAAGCAGAUAUUAUCCUGGUGAGCCCUGUGCAUCCUGUGACUGAGGGACAGUCUGUUACUCUUGGCUGCAAACUGAGGACAGGAGAAUUACCUUCCAACGUGUUUUUCUAUCAAAAUGACAAACUUAUCCAAAGUGAUACCAGAAGAGAGCUGAAUAUCUCUGCAGUGUCAAAGUCAGACGAAGGUUUCUACAAGUGUAAAUACUCAGGAGAAGAAUCAGCACAGAGUUGGAUGUCAGUUCAGGCAGUGUCCAGGCCUGAAAACUCUUCAUCUCUUAUACCAUUAAUUGUUGGGCUGGUUUGUGGAGUUGUAUUUAUUAUUCUACUGAUCCUGUUGUAUCUCUACAGACGAUCCAAAGGUUCUCUCUUUAUCAGACCAAUCCAGCCUGAGAGCACCAAUCAGAAUGAAACUCAACAUAAUGAAAACUCCUCUUCUCUUCAUGAUGCAGAUGAAUCCCAGAAUGUCACAUAUUCUUUGAUCGAGCUUAAAAACUUUGCUAAGACGGGAAAGCGUCAAAUAACAGUGGAGAGCUCUGUUUACGCUGAGGUGAAGACAGGAUCUGCUGCAGAUGACGGUCUAACGUAUGCUCAGGUUAACCAUGACAUUAAAGGCAAAGCCAAGAAACACAAAGGAAAAUCAGCUCCUGCAGCAACUGAUGAAGCUGUUUAUUCUGAAGUUAAACCAGGAACAGCUCAUGGUAAUAAUUCUGUCAUGUUAUGUUCAGACUGUAAUAAUUAAUCAUACUGAUAAUUAGAUGAAUAAUCUCAUAUUGCGAUUUCCAAAGCAUUAAAUUCUGAAUAACCAAACACAUCUAUCUUU